Exophiala aquamarina CBS 119918 is the source of this 1119-nucleotide messenger RNA. Its product is annotated as saccharopine dehydrogenase [NAD+, L-lysine-forming]. Bases 1 to 1119 code for a protein of 372 amino acids. NCBI's taxonomy places the organism in Eukaryota, Fungi, Ascomycota, Eurotiomycetes, Chaetothyriales, Herpotrichiellaceae. The record is from RefSeq and is a predicted model, not a curated record. Gene Ontology annotation, molecular function: saccharopine dehydrogenase (NAD+, L-lysine-forming) activity. The transcript has 3 exons. Gene Ontology annotation, cellular component: cytoplasm.
AUGACGACCACUCUCCACCUUCGAUCAGAAUCCAAGCCACUCGAGCACCGAUCUGCGUUAACCCCCACGACGACCAAGGCUCUUCUCAAUGCCGGAUACACAGUGAAUGUUGAGCGGAGUCCCGAAAGGAUAUUUGAUGACUCCGAGUUCGAAGAAGUUGGCGCCACACUGGUCCCCGAGGGUUCAUGGGUCGAUGCUCCUACCGAUCACAUUAUUGUCGGCCUCAAGGAGCUACCUGAGGAUAAGUUUGCGCUUAAACACACCCAUGUCCAAUUCGCACACUGCUACAAAGGCCAGGGCGGUUGGCAAGAAGUCCUCUCUCGUUUCCCUCAGGGCGGUGGCACCCUCCUCGACCUGGAGUUUCUCACAGAUGAUGUCGGCCGUCGAGUCGCCGCCUUUGGCUAUCACGCCGGUUAUGCCGGCGCUGCCCUUGCCCUCGAGACUUGGGCAUAUCAGCUGCAGAAUCCCUCCGCGAAGGAAGGGCUUGCCGCAGUCUCCAGCUACGCCAACCAAGACCUCCUCCUUGCUGAUGUGCGUUCAUGCCUUCAAGAGGGCGCCAAGAUUGCUGGCCGUCAACCCCGUGUCCUUGUCAUUGGCGCCCUAGGCCGUUGUGGUCGUGGCGCCGUUGACCUGUGCACGCAGGCUGGAAUCCCCGAUGAGAACAUUCUGAAGUGGGAUAUGGCCGAGACGGCCAAAGGUGGCCCGUUUUCCGAAAUCGUCGAAUCCGAUAUCUUUGUAAACUGCAUCUACCUCUCUGACCCUAUUCCACCAUUUCUCAACGAAGAGUCUCUUUCCUCGGACAAACGAAAUCUCUCAGUCGUAUGUGACGUUUCCUGCGACACCACCAACCCGCACAACCCCGUUCCCAUUUACACCGAGAACAGCACAUUCUCGAACCCAACGUUACCGGUCAAGGGAUACAAAAAUCCGCCCCUGUCGGUCAUCUCAAUUGAUCACCUCCCUAGCCUGCUCCCUCGCGAGGCCAGCGAAGCCUUCAGCGAGGCACUACUUCCCAGCCUGCUCACGCUGAAUGACCGCAAGACUUCGCGUGUGUGGCAGCAGGCCGAGGAGUUAUUUGAUAGCAAAGUUGGCACUCUACCUGAAGCAAUGAGAGGCUGA